AUCAUGGGAGUCACGGGUCAAAUUAGCCUACAUUUGUCUGCGGAACACAGAGAUUCACAGACAGAUGUAAAAGAAAUCCCAGUUUAAAACAACGUGCCAAAGUUGUGUUCUGUCUGUAACUACCAUCGACACCUAUAAAGCCUCGCUCCACAAAAAUAUAUUUACACAUACGACCAACAAUAAACAAAAUCCCCCCGCUCUCUUCGAUAAUCAUGGUGACCUUAGUGGUAGCAACCACCACGGAUCCCGCCUCUCUGGGGCCCGCCAAAGCCCUUUUAGCCAUGCCCGGUUGGCAACCUGGCCCCACCUUUCAGGGUGUGAGCAGUUUCUUGAAUGGAGAGGUGAGGUUAUUACAGCAUGAUCAAGGGAUUGUUGAAGAGGAUGAUUUGGACAGGAGAUGGGAAGAGGUUACUGGUCAGGUUGUUGAUGAAAUUAUGUUUCUUAGCAAACACAUUGCUGUUUCUAAUCGCCCUGCUCUCACUCUACAUCCCAUUGGAAUACCACAUUUGAAAGAUGGAGAUGUUCCUCCACAAGGUGGCAAGCCUGGAUGGGCUGCCUUGCCCAGUCCUCGAAUGGGACCAUGGCUUUUGCUCUUAAAGAAGAUUGCGCAGUCUCAUAACCUAGUUCCUGAAUUUGAGAUUACUUUGGAAGCUACUCAUCAUGGGCCUGUAACCAGUAAACCAACACUGUUUGUAGAGAUUGGUAGCACAGAAGAGCAAUGGAAGAGGCAGGAUGCUGCUAAUGUCAUAGCUCAAUUAGUUUGGGAAGGACUUGGGCUUGGAGGAGCUGAUGCAGUAGGCAACUGGAACAGCAAAUCUGGGAGUAACAAAGUCCUCCUUGGAUUAGGAGGUGGGCAUUAUGUACCUCGGCAUAUGGAUAUUGUUUGGAAAAAAGGUGCAUGGGUUGGGCAUCUGCUCUCUGGAUAUGCCUUGCCGAUGGAAGAUCCUAGCCAAGCAAAAGUAGAUACAAAUUCAAAAGAUAUUGGAGGGACUUGGAAGGUGGCUAUCAAAGUUUCCUAUGAGGCUACAAAAGCAGCUUUCCCGGGAGGAGAAAUUUUAGCUCAUCUUGAUCAAAAGAGUUUCAAGGGUUGGCAAAAGAAUGCCAUUACUGAGUAUCUACAUGAAAUGGAUAUCAGAAUUGGAAAGCCAGGGGAUUUUUGAGUAGUGCUUAUGGAGACUCUUCUUACAAUUAUCCAAGACGCCAUGUUAUUUUGCAAGCCAGCGAUCACACCAACUUAUAUAUAGUCCCCCCUUAUCAAAUUUUAAUUUUUCCCACCAGGCCUUGUGAGAAGCGUCCAUGUGGUUUUCUGCAUGAUCCUUAUAAGGUUUAAACCUGUAUUAUUCUGAUAUUUGUGGGUCAAAUUGCUGCCCAAUACAACUCCUCAAAGGUUAGUGAUUGAUAAGUAGCAUAGCGAUAUUACUACGCGCCAUCUGUUUUAGCUUACAAAUCUUAUAUAUUCAAAGCAAAAAGUAUUCGAAUGGUAUUUCUUCUACAAUUGUAUUCUCCUAGCAAGCUAAGCACAUUUCUCCAGAACUUUUAAUAUAACAGUGUUGUUGUAGACUGAGUUUUAAAUCUCAGUUUAGACAAAAAGUUUGUAUAUACACUUUUCACAAUUUUGAUCAGGACUGGUCCAAAAGAUUCGGGUGCUCUGACUGAGUUUUCGAUAUUUUUUACUGUAUAUAACACUUUUCAUAAUUUUGUAUAUCAUGUGGAAAAACUAAAUAUACGAAAUGUGAUACAGUAAUAAUACAUUCUUUUCGCUGC
Molecule: messenger RNA, 1764 nt
Organism: Daucus carota subsp. sativus
Lineage: Eukaryota; Viridiplantae; Streptophyta; Magnoliopsida; Apiales; Apiaceae
Product: D-aminoacyl-tRNA deacylase
Exons: 9
Coding region: 213-1160 (315 amino acids)
Biological process (GO): D-amino acid catabolic process
Molecular function (GO): D-aminoacyl-tRNA deacylase activity
Source: RefSeq, a predicted model, not a curated record